Suillus discolor is the source of this 915-nucleotide messenger RNA. RefSeq lists its product as uncharacterized. The coding region runs from base 1 to 915 and encodes 304 amino acids. The transcript has 8 exons. NCBI's taxonomy places the organism in Eukaryota, Fungi, Basidiomycota, Agaricomycetes, Boletales, Suillaceae. The record is from RefSeq and is a predicted model, not a curated record.
AUGACCACCAAAGGCACCAUCCCCAACAUUCCAAGCAAACGCGGUUCCUCAGCCCUCCAAAUGGGGCCUCAGAAAAAAGUUUCCUCAUCCGAUCCGCUUGUCUCCCAUGGACGCCACUUUGGUCGAAUGGUCUUUGCACUCUGUAAUUAUCCUUCCUUACUCACCAACGGUAUCCUGAGACUAGAACAGUUGGAGGAUAGUCCGUUGGAGGAUUUCUCUGCUGAAGAGCGGCGGGAACAUCAUGUCUUUGAGCAACUGUUAGACUCAUAUCCUGGACUCCUUGAGCGAUUAAAAGAUGGAUCUGAGGAGCAAAUCCUCCAUGUUGGAGAGCUGAUUGGCAAAGGAGCCACAGGUGCUAGAGGUGACAACACCAAGACACUGAAGACGAAAGAGAACCUGCGAAGUGGCGAAAUGCUGGUGUGUGGAGACCAAUGGCCUAUCUUUUUGUAUGCCAACCACGUUUAUGACCCUGAAGAUCCAUGGUGCGGUCUUCUUAGGAGCCGCUUGCUAAUAUAUGCCUACAAACAUGUUUUCACAUCUCCAAGUUCGGUCGACAGGGAGCCGAAAGCUACGUGUUCCGGAAAUGCUCGCCUCCAUGGCAUGAAUUCAGUCACAAUAGCUUCCCUUGCUUAUAUCGCAACUCAGGUGCAAUUUGCUCUAAGCUCAUCCUCAGUGUUCUUGUGGACCGACACAUCCACAGACUCGGAAACAUUUUAUCAUAGCCUACUCGAUCUCUUGGAAGACCCCGAGGAAUGUCAGGAGGUUGAUGAGCUACUGAUUUGGUGGAACCGCCAAGUUCUUCCUGCCUCCUCUGCUGCCAAGAGACCUAUCAGUGCUAACAGCGCCCUAUCCAAGAUCCGACAACAACGCAUUGCCCUCAAACAAGCUACAAAUACUCACAUUGUCUCCUCAUAG